Ichthyophthirius multifiliis is the source of this 1560-nucleotide messenger RNA. Its product is annotated as zinc ran-binding domain protein 3. The record is from RefSeq and is a predicted model, not a curated record. The transcript is spliced from 4 exons. NCBI's taxonomy places the organism in Eukaryota, Ciliophora, Oligohymenophorea, Hymenostomatida. Gene Ontology annotation, biological process: DNA-templated transcription; DNA repair; replication fork processing. Gene Ontology annotation, molecular function: DNA binding; DNA-directed RNA polymerase activity. Gene Ontology annotation, cellular component: nuclear replication fork.
AUGAGUGAAGAAGAUAUAAAAUUUUUUUCAGAUUAAAUAGAAUAUUAUGAAUAAAAUCUUGAUAUUGAUUAAUCAAAUGAUUAGGAAGAAGAAGAAGAAGAAGAAGAGGAAGAGGAGGAUGAAGAAGAAGAAGAAGAGGAUGAAGAGUAAGACUCUGAAAAUUAUCCUCCUUCUCCUGAUUUAAUAUAAUCAUCAAGCACACCUAACAAUUAAUCCUCAUAAAAGCAUAACUUAAAUGAUGAUGAGCAAUAAAAUAGUGUAAAAAAAGAUUAAAAGCAUUAAAAUGAAGAAUAAUAAUCAGAAACAUGCUCAGAAUAUAUUGAUAAUUGUGUAAUAUUAGAAUAAUAUGAUAAAAAAUUAGAAAACAAAGAAAAAAUAACGCCACCAUUUUUAACAAAAUAUGAAAAAGCAAGAGUUAUAGGCACAAGAGCUUUACAAAUAGCUUAAAGUUCACCCAUUUAUGUCGAUACUGAGGAUAAAGAAUAUGAUCCAAUUGUUAUUGCAGAAAAAGAAUUUGCUUUAAAAAAAUUCCAUUUAUAAUUAGAAGAUAUUUACCUAAUAAAUAAUAUGAAGAUUGGCCUUUAAAUUAAUUGUAAUAUAAAGAAUGAUGAAACUAAUAAUGAUAAUAACUCCUCGAUUAUUCAAAAUAAUGCUAUUAAUUUAUGCUAUAAAUUAUCUGGACUGGCUAAAUUAGAAGAACUUAAAAAUUAUAUUUAAGAUUUAUUAGAAAAUGAUAUUAAAUUAAUUAUCUUUGCUCACCAUAAAGAAGUGCUUUUAUCAAUUGAAGAAUUUGUUAAUAAAAAAUUAGAAAUCUAAUCUAUUCGAAUUGAUGGAAGUGUACAAGACGAAGAGAGACAUAAAAAGGUUGCACUUUUUUAAUAAAAUAAAGACACUAGAGUUGCUAUUUUAUCUAUUACAGCUGCUUCUACAGGACUUACUUUAACUGCUUCUUCUAAUGUUGUAUUUGCAGAAAUGCAUUGGACACCUGCUUUAUUAUAAUAAGCAGAAGAUAGAGCUCAUAGAAUUGGACAAAGUAAUAGUGUUUUAUGUCACUAUAUUUUAGGAGAAGGAACUUUGGAUGAACAUUUGUAUAAAUAACUGGAAUCAAAAACUCAAAUAGUAGGAAGCAUUAUUGAUGGAGAAAGUAAAUAAUUCAAAAUGGAUUAAUUUGAAGUUAAAAAAUAAGAAAAAUAAAGCCUAACAAAAAAUUAAUUCUAAAAAAUACUUUAAGAUUAUAAAUUUGAUGAUUCAGAUGAUGAUGAAAUAUAUGAUAUUUAAAUUUAAAAUUAAGAAUAAAAAUCAACAUAAUAAACUCCAAAUGCUAAAGAUAAUUAUAGAAAUUAAGCUUAAUCAAAUUUAGACAGCUUUCUUUAAAAAAAAUAAUCUAAAUAAUGAAAAUUACAUAUUUAAUUUAGAUAUUAAGCAUUCGUUUGAGUUUGUUUAUUUUUUCUCAUAUUCUUAAUUUUUAUUUUAUUUACUAUCUUGAUACGCAAUAUUAUUUCUAUUUAUAUUAUAAAUUAAAAUUAUAUUUUUUAUUUGAAAUACAAAAAUUUUAUAGAA